Molecule: messenger RNA, 1989 nt
Organism: Strongyloides ratti
Lineage: Eukaryota; Metazoa; Nematoda; Chromadorea; Rhabditida; Strongyloididae
Product: Biotin/lipoyl attachment domain and Carbamoyl-phosphate synthetase large subunit-like, ATP-binding domain and Carbamoyl-phosphate synthase, large subunit, N-terminal domain and Biotin carboxylase, C-terminal domain and Single hybrid motif domain and Rudiment single hybrid motif domain and ATP-grasp fold domain and Biotin carboxylation domain and ATP-grasp fold, subdomain 1 and ATP-grasp fold, subdomain 2 and Pre-ATP-grasp domain-containing protein
Exons: 1
Coding region: 1-1989 (662 amino acids)
Cellular component (GO): mitochondrion
Molecular function (GO): methylcrotonoyl-CoA carboxylase activity; metal ion binding; ATP binding
Source: RefSeq, a predicted model, not a curated record
AUGAUUAAAAAAAUUGAUCGUAUUUUAAUUGCAAAUAGAGGUGAGAUAGCGAUGAGAAUUAUUGGUAGUGCUAAAAAAAUGGGAGUUGAGACUGUUUCUGUAUAUUCUGAACCAGAUAAGAAUUCUUUGCAUAUGAAACAUGCCGAUUUUUCAUAUAAUAUUGGACCUGCUAACGCUUUACAAAGUUAUCUUAAUAUGGAUAAACUUAUUGAUGUUGCUUUAAAAUCAAAUUGCCAUGCGGUCCAUCCCGGUUAUGGAUUCUUAAGUGAAAAUUCUGAAUUUGCCAGAAAAUGUAAUGAUGCAGGACUUAUUUUUGUUGGACCAUCACCAAAAGCUAUAAGUGAUAUGGGACAAAAAAAUGUAGCAAAAGAUAUAAUGAGAAAAGCUGGAGUUCCCGUUAUAGAAGGAUAUCAUGGAAAAAGUCAAGAUAAAAAUAAAUUACUUGAAGAAGCAAAAAAAAUUGGUUUCCCAGUAAUGCUUAAAGCAAUAUCUGGUGGUGGUGGUAAAGGAAUGCGUGUUGCUUUAAAUGAAGAAGAAUUUUUUGAAAAAAUGGAAUCAGCUCAAAGCGAAGCUUUUAAGGCUUUUGGAGACAAUAAUCUUUUGAUUGAGAAAUAUAUAGAAAAACCAAGACAUGUUGAGGUGCAAAUUUUUGGUGAUCACUAUGGUAAUUACGUUCACUUAUGGGAAAGAGAUUGUUCUAUUCAAAGAAGACAUCAAAAAAUAAUUGAAGAAGCUCCUGCUCCAAAUCUUGAUUUUGAAUUCCGAAAAAAACUUGGAAAAUUGGCUGUUACAGCUGCAAAUGCAGCUAAUUAUGUUGGCGCAGGAACAGUUGAAUUUAUUAUAGAUCCUAAAAGUGAUUUUUAUUUUAUGGAAAUGAAUACAAGAUUGCAAGUGGAGCAUCCAGUUACUGAAGCAAUUACUGGAGUUGAUCUUGUUGAGUGGCAAAUUAGAGUUGCACAAGGUGAACAAAUUCCUUUAAAACAAGAAGAAAUAAAAUGCAAUGGUCACUCGUUUGAAACUAGAGUUUAUGCAGAAGAUACUGAAUCUGGUUUUAUGCCAUUAGCAGGGAAACUUUCUUAUCUAUCCUUCCCAAAAAACAAUAUUCGAAUAGAUACAGGUGUUUAUGAAGGUAGUAUUGUUUCUGUACAUUACGAUCCUAUGAUAGCUAAACUAACUGUCCAUGGAAAUAAUAGAAAGGAAGCUUUAGCUAAAAUGGAAAAAGCUUUAACAGAUACACACAUUGGUGGAUUAAAAACGAACAUUGAUUUUGUUAAAAAUGUUGUUCAACAUAAAGAAUUUAUUGAUGGUAAUGUAUAUACUGAUUUUAUUGCAGAUAAUGAAAAGAUUCUUUUUUCAAAGAAAGAUAAGUCUGAAGACAAUAUUUUAGAAGCAUCUAUUGGAAGUCUUUUACUUUCUGUUGGAAGAACGAUUUCAAAUAAUCCUUUUAACAUUGAUGAAAUUUACAGAAUGAAUUAUGUUCCUGUCAAAAAGUUUAAAAUUGACAAAGAUAAUAUUGAAGUAGAAAUAUUACCUAACAAUAAUUUUAAAAUGAAAUUUAGAAGUGAAACAUAUAACAUUUCAAUAGAAAAAGUAACAUUUAAUGAAAAUAACAACUACAAAGAAUGCAAAUAUUUAGCUGAAGUAAAUGGAAAAAAACUUAAUGGUAAAGUAGUUCUUAUAAAUGAUGAACUUAUUACAUUUGGAGUUGAUACAUGUGAGUUUAAAUAUCCAUUUUCUGCUGUAACUGCUGGUGAUGUUUCGAAUGAUAUAACCUUUGGAGCCAAAGCUCCCAUGCCUGGUAUUAUUGAUAAAAUUUUAACAAAAGUCGGUGAUAAAGUAAAAGAGGGUCAACCUUUAAUUGUAAUGGUAGCAAUGAAAAUGGAAUAUAUUAUUAAAGCACCAAAAGAUGGUUUGAUUGAAAAUAUUUUAUGUACCCCCGGUAAAAAUGUUUCUAAAAAUGCCAUUCUAGUAAAAUUUGCUGAUAAUUAA